Branchiostoma belcheri (Belcher's lancelet) is the source of this 1636-nucleotide messenger RNA. RefSeq lists its product as uncharacterized. Bases 127 to 1020 code for a protein of 297 amino acids. NCBI's taxonomy places the organism in Eukaryota, Metazoa, Chordata, Leptocardii, Amphioxiformes, Branchiostomatidae. The record is from RefSeq and is a predicted model, not a curated record. The transcript has 7 exons.
ACUUACAGGUUAGAGACGGUAUAAAAGGAAGCCAAGUUCAAGACUCAAGACAAACUGCGAGACGACGUCCACCACAGUACUUCAAACGUUUGGCAGAGAAGGGUCGGAAACUCUACAUAACGAACCAUGAGGAUCUUCUGUGUUGUGCUGGUGGUGUGCCUGGCUGGUGCCGCCUCCGCAAAGUCCCUACAGGAGGUGGAAGAGUUGCUCCAGGCCCUUCGCGAGGCGAUUCAGACCGCCGAUAAGGAAGCUGUACCUGCCGAUAAGGCCGCUGUGCCUGAGGGGAACGCCAAGGGAGAAGCAGAGGUCGUCAAAGUGAACGAGAAAGGCGUGGUCUUUGCCGAACGAAUCGCUUUUGAUGACGCCAACAACUGUGAGACUCUUCACGUGCCUGCGCACAACGAGCGGGCAGAGGUCGACAUUCGGCACUGCUUCGAUGACAAAAAGGGUUCGUCCGGUACGUCCAUGUACUGCAUCACUCAGGAGUCCCAUUGUUUCCUGCUUCCCGUGGCUAAAGAAGGGGAACCGGGUCUUCAGCAGCAGGAGGAAGGCAUUCAGGAGUUUGAGAACCAAAACAACGCUGUCCUCGACGCAAACGGCAUCGACGUCCAGGACAACAAGUGGGUCAUUACCGGCGUAGCAGACCGCUCGGGUCUGCCCGAACCUCUCGCCACCUUCAACCCAGACUUCAAAGUCUUCUAUGCAGCCAAAAUGGACGAAGACGCAGUCAUUCUGCAAGAAGGUGCUGUCGUCCCGGAAGAAAAUGACAAGCGGAGCCUGUUCGGUGGAUGUUCUAACGGUGCCAUCCCCCAAACGAUGUACGCCGUGACCGACCGGAACGGGUGUGAGUACCUGGUGUUCUGUGACCGACACCCUGUGAGCGGGACCGCCGACUGCCCCCGUCGCCACGUCACAGACACCUUUUUCCUGACUUGCCUGUGCUGCCCCGGGACCACCCAUCACAGCCAAUGCCUGUACUGCAAUGACCUCACAUGCAACCACGGCUGCCCGAGUGGUUGAAACAAGUGACAGGCCAGCAAGAUACAGCAGGCAUAGCCGGAAUGCAAGCUCAGAUAUUGCCUUUCGUUAGGGCUCUAGAAGAUUAUUAAAACGCAACUUCAAGCAAUUAAUUUUUUUAAACUGUGACUAUGAUUCACAAAAAGACUAAAAUUGUACCAAUAAAACUAUGUUGUAAUUAAUAUUUUAACCUCUCCAAGUGACAUAUCUGAAUUAACCUAUCACAACUUAUCAUUGUAUGAUCAUUUUGCUCUAAAUGAUAUAAAUGUCCUAAUGAAUGUGAGAAUUAGUAAAAGAUAUUAUUCAAUUUAAACCUCACAACAUACAAACUGUCUUGAAAAACCCCUUUUCAUGCUGUACAAGGCAUUUAGGUGUCCGUUGAAAACAAACAACGUGCCUGUGAUUUAUUUCCAGUGCUAAGAUAAAAACAAUUGUAGAAUCUGUACUUCACUAACUGUAUUGAGAAAAUCAUUGUUUGUGCUGUUGGGAUUUUUUUUUAAUCAUUGGUGAUUGUCUUUAAGAUCAAUCUUAGUACUCGUCUUACAUACUUCUGUGUGAGCAGUGUCCUUGCUUUUUGUAUACCCAAGACAUUUAGCAACAAUAAAAGUGCUUUGCACAA